Messenger RNA from Grus americana (Whooping crane), 2537 nucleotides. RefSeq names its product sodium channel epithelial 1 subunit beta (gene SCNN1B). The record is from RefSeq and is a predicted model, not a curated record. Lineage: Eukaryota; Metazoa; Chordata; Aves; Gruiformes; Gruidae. Gene Ontology annotation, cellular component: membrane. Bases 294 to 2333 code for a protein of 679 amino acids. Gene Ontology annotation, biological process: sodium ion transmembrane transport. Gene Ontology annotation, molecular function: ligand-gated sodium channel activity. The transcript has 14 exons.
GGGGCCGGGCCCGCUCUCAGCGGGGAGCGCUGCCGGAGCCGCGCGGGCGGCAGGUACAGCCCGCUGAUGGAGGAGAGCAGGACAGGAUCCAGGCUGGCACCAAACCCAGUACCAUCCCCACUGCAAACAGCUACGGCAUCUGAGCACUGAGCCUCUGUGCCCGGGGUGAGGAGCCCCCCAGUAACAGGGGCUUUGGCUUCCAGCGUGCAAGGCACCUCACACAGAGUGGCUUUCAGCAGAGAGAAAGAAACGAGAAGACUAUUUGGAAACAUUCUGAAAAUAAAGACAGCAGCAUGAACCUGAAGAAGUACUUCAUUCGGGCGCUGCACCGCCUGCAGAAGGGCCCUGGCUACACCUACAAGGAGCUGCUGGUCUGGUACUGCGACAACACCAACACCCACGGCCCGAAGCGCAUCAUCAAAGAGGGGCCGAAGAAGAAAUUAAUCUGGUUCUUCCUAACGCUGCUCUUUGCAUCUCUGGUCUUCUGGCAGUGGGGUAUCCUCAUCAACACCUACCUCUCCUAUAACGUCACGUCAUCUCUCUCUAUUGGCUUUAAGACCAUGAAGUUCCCAGCAGUCACGGUCUGCAAUGCCAACCCUUUCAAAUACUCAGAGGUGAAGCAUCUGCUGAAAGAACUGGACAGGCUCAUUGAAGCAGCACUGGAGAGGAUCCUGCAGCCUGCGCCGUGGAACAGCAGCGAGAACACCUCCCCACCACUCGACCUGGAGCUCUGGCACCAGAUACCCCUGGUCCUUAUCGAUGAGCACGACAAAGACAACCCCAUCAUCCUGGACAUCUUUGAGAGUAACCAGACCUCUGCGGGCAACCAAACCUCUGCAGGAAAUCAAACCGCUGAGGGCAAUGAAACCUCUGCGGGCAAUGAAACCUUUGCGGGCAACCAUACCACUGAGGGCAACCAAACCUCUGCAGGCAACCAAACGGCUGCUCCACCUGCCCCAGCCAACACGACGUCGGAAGAAAAGAAGUACAAGCUGGCGGUGAAGCUGUGCAGCCAUCAGGGCUCCGACAACUGCACCUACAGGAACUUCACCAGCGCGGCGCAGGCGGUGACCGAGUGGUACAUCCUGCAGUCCACGAGCAUCCUCUCCAAAGUCCCGCUGCAAGAGAGAAUCAAGAUGGGCUACCAGGCAGAGGACAUGAUCCUGGCGUGUCUCUAUGGGGCUGAACCCUGCAACUACAAGAAUUUCACUCAAAUCUACCACCCAGACCAUGGUAACUGCUACAUCUUUAACUGGGGCAUGGACGAAGAGGCUUUGAAUUCUUCCAACCCCGGAGCUGAGUUUGGGCUGAAGUUAAUUCUGGACAUCAGCCAGCAAGACUAUAUCCCCUACCUGUCAUCCGCUGCCGGGGCCAGGCUCAUGCUGCAUCAACAGAAGAGCUUCCCCUUCCUUAAGGAUCAGGGCAUCUAUGCAAUGGCCGGGACGGAAACCUCCAUCGGCGUGUUAGUGGAUGAACUGGAACGGAUGGGUUAUCCCUACAGUGACUGCACCAUGAACGGGUCUGACGUCCCUGUAAAAAAUCUCUAUAGCCAGUAUAAUACUUCCUAUUCCAUACAGGCUUGCCUGCGCUCUUGUUUCCAAAAUCACAUGAUUGAAAUCUGUGGAUGUGGUCACUAUAUGUUUCCUUUACCUGAAGGGGUAAAUUAUUGCAAUAACGAAGAUAACCCAGGUUGGGCAUAUUGCUAUUCAUCACUGAGAUCAAGUAUAAGGCACAGACAGAUUUGUAUUGACUCUUGUAAGGAAACGUGCAACGACACGCAGUAUAAGAUGACCAUCUCCAUGGCAGACUGGCCGUCUGAAGCUUCGGAGGACUGGAUUUUCCAUAUUCUGUCUUAUGAAAGGGAUAUGUCAACAAAUGUGACUCUGGACAGAAACGGGAUCAUCAAGCUGAACAUUUACUUCCAGGAGUACAACUACCGCACCAUCUCAGAGUCUGCCGCCACGACGAUCGUUUGGCUGCUGUCAAGCCUGGGAGGCCAGUUCGGGUUCUGGAUGGGAGGCUCGGUGCUGUGCCUCAUCGAGUUUGGGGAAAUCAUCAUCGACUCGCUGUGGAUCACCAUUAUUAACGUGAUCAGCUGGUGCAAAGGCCUGAAGCAGAAGCGGGCGCAGGCGCGGUACCCAGACGCCCCCCCAACGGUGUCGGAGCUGGUGGAGGCUCACACCAACCUGGGCUUCCAGCACGAGGACGCAGGUGCCCUCCCCAGGGACGAGGCGCUGCCCCCCGAGCCCGGCACACCCCCGCCCAACUACGACUCACUGCGCAUGCAGCCCCUCGACGUCCUCGGUCCCGACAGCGACGCAGAAACCGAGUGAGCAGCGUGCCCCAUCACCUCCCAACAGCCGCCGGCGGCAGGCUGCCAUCGCCGUGCUCAAUCUGCCGUUUGCUGAGCACUCUUCUACUCUAUCGAAAUUAGGAAGGAACUACAAAGCCCCGGCUGUGCUCCCCUCCCCCACGUAAAGCGUUCACUGUGAAGAAGCUCUGUGUAAUAAACCCUGUAAUAAAUCUCAUAGAGUCAG